Messenger RNA from Rodentolepis nana, 429 nucleotides. NCBI's taxonomy places the organism in Eukaryota, Metazoa, Platyhelminthes, Cestoda, Cyclophyllidea, Hymenolepididae. The record is from the annotation of a GenBank genome assembly.
AUGUUACUUUUCCAAGGAGCCCUUCCAAAUCCUGGGCCUGUUAACAGAAAUGACACCCUGGCUUCUGUCUGCCGACUUCCACAAGAUGAAGGCCCAUGCAAAGCUACUACAAAGCGUUGGUCAUAUGAUGUGUCCCUCGGCAGAUGUGUCGAAUUCAACUAUGGUGGCUGCAGAGGAAAUGCCAACAAUUUCAAAAAUAGGGAUGCUUGUGAAGCGAUGUGUAGCAUUUCCGACGCUCAACAACUUCCAAACCUUGAUAUUUGCAAGCUGCCAAGGGAAGAAGGUCCGUGUCGAGGUAAAAACCAGCGUUUCUACUACAACAGUGCGUCGGAACAGUGUCUGGAAUUCAAUUACGGUGGCUGUAGGGGAAAUGCGAAUAGCUUCCUUACUAAAGCUGAGUGCGAAACUAGAUGUACUGAGGCAGCAUAA